This is a messenger RNA of Lineus longissimus, 1560 nucleotides long. RefSeq lists its product as uncharacterized. The record is from RefSeq and is a predicted model, not a curated record. The transcript has a single exon. The coding region runs from base 1 to 1560 and encodes 519 amino acids. NCBI's taxonomy places the organism in Eukaryota, Metazoa, Nemertea, Pilidiophora, Heteronemertea, Lineidae.
AUGCCUACCGACUCAGAUAUCGAAAGGCAAACCAAAUUGACUGAAAGUGAAAUCGAAGCGGAGAAGAAUGGCGAACGAUGUGAUGUGACCGACUCUGAGGACGAUGCCUCAGUUGACGAUGAAUAUGAUUCGGAUUUUGUUGUUGCUGACGGCGAUUACCACGACGACGAUAAAAAGCAAAUGGCGAGGAAACGAAAUCAAGAGAAGAAAAAACGUGUACAAAAACUGGCAGCUGAAAACAAGAAGGGGAAAAACAAAAAGCUGGCAAAGGACCGUAUAGCACGUAGGGAUCGGCGAAAUAAACUGAAAGGUGAAGACAAGAAGAAGAAAAAGUCUAAUAAAUCGUCAAGCCAGAAAUCCUCGAAAAGUAAAAAGUCCAAAAAGGGCAAACGCCGUCACGUCAGCACCUCACCUGAAAGCGACUACAGCGGGAGUGACAGCGGGAGUGAAAGCGAGAGCGAAUAUAGCAGCGAGAGCGAUAGCGAGGACGAAGAAAUCACAGCUGAGGAAUCUAUAAGUGGAAGCGACUUUCACGAAUCAGAUUUGGAAAGCCAAGACGAUGAUUUGUUCAACGAUUCAGACAAGGAAAAUAAAGUCAAAGUCAAAAAAUCAUUCAGCCCAAAGAAGGGUCAAUCGACAGUAAAGGGAAAACCGUCAAAAACCAAUCCAAAAAGUAACAAACCAUCUGCGAAACAAGAUUCGAAAAAGAAGGUCAAAAAAUCAUUCAGCCCAAAGAAGGGUCAAUCGACAGUAAAGGGAAAACCGUCAAAAACCAAUCCAAAAAGUAACAAACCAUCUGCGAAACAAGAUUCGAAAAAGAAGGUUAGUUCUGUAGCUAAGACUGCAAAAAAAGGAAAAAGAAAAUCCACUCCCAUUUACAGCGAUUCAGAGGAUGAUGUUGAAGCUGGAAUGGACAAGGAGAGUGAGAAAGACAUAACAGUUCUAUCGGAUACUGACGGUGCCGCCGAUGAUAACGUGUAUAAAACAGAUAAGAAAAAAUACAACAUUAAUGAAAGCGGACAAAGCAGUGAUUCGACAGAUGGUUCAGCCAGUGAGGACAGCGAAGGUGAACCGCCAGCAAAGAAAAUGAAAAUGAACAAAUCAUCACCCUCAUUGCCUACACCCAAAGUCAAGAAAGAUGGUGAAAUUGCCGCAGCUUCCAAGAAGGUCAACAACACAUCAAAAACACCAACUGCGAAAUCUGCUGCUGCAAAACCAAAACCCACACCGGCUAACAAAAAGGCACCAGCAACGAAGACUGCACCAACGAAAGCCAAAUCUACCGCCGCUACAGUUUCUGCGCCUAAGAAACCUAUAGCGAAGACCAGUACCGCAAAUAAAACAAAUGCCACAUCAACCGGCUCCUCAACACUGAUAAAAGGAUAUAUACAAAACCAAAUUCUGCGUGCCCUUAAACACAACAGCCAUGAAAAGACAGGACAUUUUUUCGAGCUCAAUGAGGGAGAAGACAGCGAUGAAAAUACAAUCCUCGACAACUUCAUUCCAUACAUGCACUCUAAGAACUAUUUUAUCAUUAAUAGUAAAAUUGUUACUAUUUAA